CAUAGCGGUCUUAUACCACUACCAUUAAUGAUACCCUCAUUUCACCACUGCAAAACUUUACAUUUAAAACCAUGCCGGCUCUCUCAAAACCCCCAAAUUUCUCAUUUCUUCACGGCAUUGAAGUUUCUCUCAUGUUUUUUUGAUUAAUUUCUUCAAAUUCGAUUUCCCGGGAAAACAAUUGUGAACAGAUACACAUUUUUUUUUUAUCAAUUUUUUCAAUUUCACAGCGAUGGAGGGAGGCAACGGGCACAGAGACACCGCGGGAAGUUCAAGAGGUCUGGUACCCAAGGUGGUGAGGCGGAGCGGCGCGCCAACUGGAAAUGCAGGUAGAGAAAGAGUGGAAUUGGAGCUGAGUUUGGGGCUUUCCACCAACGGGAGGUUUGGGGUCGACCUCGCCAGCCAGAGGAUGAGGCGCUCUUCCUCCGUCGCCAACGUAACAUUGAAUGCUGAUUCUGCAGGUAAUUGUGGACCGGAGCUUGUGAGGACCUGCUCCAUGCCGCCGGAGUUCGGGACGCCGAGGAUGGACAAGUGGAAGAGUGUUGCUGUGCAUGCUGCUGCUAAUGGAGCUUUGACAGACAACGGAGCUGGUUCAACGGAAUUGCCUCAGCCGUCGCUUCAAUCCGAGGGAAAUCUGGUUAAUGGAGCAAAUCAAGCUAAUACGACUGGGGGUAGUUCCGCUGGAGGACAACCAGCUGAUUUGAUUGUUAGCAUUGACGAAGCACUGAUGAAGAGUGGCAUGGUGGACAUGCCAUAUGUCUCAACGAAAGGAUAUGGGCCCAAUCAUAGGAAGACGGAGGGAUUCCUGUACAAAUACAAGAGGGGAGAGGAAGUCAAGAUUGUGUGCGUUUGCCAUGGUCUGUUUCUUACACCUGCAGAAUUUGUCAGGCAUGGCGGUGGGGGUAACGUCGCUUUCCCUUUGAAACACAUAGUUGUUACCCCUUCCUCUCUGUGUUAACAACUAUAGUUGUGUGUUAAGCCUGUCCUCACCAACCUUAGCAGAAUGGUUUGCAACAAACCAUAGCUGUAAAACUAUCUAUGACUAUAAUUUCCUUUGUUUUCAGUGUUAAGAAACUUAGAUGGCAUUGCAAAUGACCAGUUAAACUUAAAUGUUCAUCUACUAGUUUUAUAUAUUUCAUGGGGGAUUGAUAGGCUGGUUUAAGUCA
Salvia hispanica is the source of this 1163-nucleotide messenger RNA. RefSeq names its product ninja-family protein AFP3-like. Lineage: Eukaryota; Viridiplantae; Streptophyta; Magnoliopsida; Lamiales; Lamiaceae. The record is from RefSeq and is a predicted model, not a curated record. Gene Ontology annotation, cellular component: nucleus. Gene Ontology annotation, biological process: negative regulation of DNA-templated transcription; signal transduction.